Erinaceus europaeus (western European hedgehog) is the source of this 2793-nucleotide messenger RNA. RefSeq names its product von Willebrand factor A domain containing 5A (gene VWA5A). The record is from RefSeq and is a predicted model, not a curated record. The transcript has 18 exons. The coding region runs from base 41 to 2383 and encodes 780 amino acids. NCBI's taxonomy places the organism in Eukaryota, Metazoa, Chordata, Mammalia, Eulipotyphla, Erinaceidae.
GUCAGAGCUGAGGCUGCAGCAGGAGAAACCCUUUGUCACCAUGGUGCUCAUCGGUGGCCUGCUAACCCGCCACGAGGAGCCAGUGCCACUGAAGAGCAUCUCUGUGAGCGUGUCCAUUUGUGAAUUUGUGGCUGGUGUAUCUUCAACCUUAAACUAUGAGAAUCAGGAGAAAGUUUCUGUGGAAGCCUUCUUUGUAUUCCCCAUGGAUGAAGACUCUGCUGUCUACACAUUUGAGGCCGUGGUGGAUGGGAAGAGAAUUUUGGCGGAAAUACAGGACAGGUUUAUGGCCACUGCCAUGUAUGAAAAUGCCCUCACCCAAGGCUACCAAGCCUUCAUGCUGGAGGAGGACAUGUACUCGAAGGACGUCUUCUGCUGCAGUGUGGGCUACCUCGCCCCUGGAGCAAAGGUGGCGCUCACUCUGAGGUACGUGCAGGAGCUGCCUCUGGAAGCCGACGGGGCCCUGCGCUUUGUGCUCCCAGCUGUCCUCAACCCUCGCUACCAGCUCUCUGGAUCAUCGGGGGCCAGCUGCCUUAACAUGAAGACGCCUGUCGUUGCUCUGAGUGAGCUGCCCUACACAUUCAGCUUGGUAGGCUCUAUCCACUCCCAGCGCGGCAUUGAGAAGAUCCAGUCCAACAGUGCCCUGAAUCCUAUCGAGUUCCCCGGAGAUGACAGGACCUCUGCUGAGAUUUCCCUGGCUGAUGGGCACAAGUUUGAUCGAGAUGUGGAACUCCUGAUCUACUACAAAGAACUGCACACCCCGAGUGUUUCUGUGGAGCUGGGGAAAUCUAGCUCCAGACCAGACACUUUGAUGGGGGCGCCUUCUGCAAUGGUGUGCUUCUACCCACAUAUCCCAGAAGCUCAGCCACCAAUUACCUGUGGAGAGUUCGUCUUCCUCAUGGACCGCUCAGGCAGUAUGCAAGGCCCCUUGAAUAAUUAUGACAGAUCCCAGCUGCGUAUUGAUGCAGCCAAGGAAACACUGAUUUUGCUGUUGAAGAGUUUGCCUCUGGGGUGUUAUUUCAAUGUAUAUGGAUUUGGAUCUACAUAUGAGUCCUUCUUUAAGAAGAGUGUGGAAUACACUCAGGAAACCAUGGAGGAGGCCGUGAAGAGAGUUAAGCUUAUGCGUGCCAACCUCGGAGGCACAGAGAUCUUGGAACCACUCCAAAGUAUUUACAGCGCACGACCCAUCCCAGGACACCCCCGGCAGCUUUUCCUCUUCACAGAUGGUGAUGUUAUUGACACCUACUAUGUACUCCGUGAAGUUCAGAGAAACAGUAUUGAUCACAGAUGCUUCUCAUUUGGUAUUGGAGAAGGAGCCUCUACCAGUCUGGUCAAGAAGAUUGCCCGGCUUUCAGGGGGCACUUACGAGUUUAUCACAGGCAAGGAUAGAAUUCAGACCAAGGCUCUCCGGUCCCUGAAACGUUCUCUGCAGCCUGUGGUAGAAGAUGUUUCCCUGAGCUGGAAUUUGCCACCUGGUUUGUCAGCUAAAAUGCUUACUCAGGAGCAGACUGUCAUCUUCCAGGGUCAGCGGUUAAUUCUGUAUGCCCAGCUCGUUGGAGCGAUGCCGCCAUCAGAGGCAACAGGAGAGGUUUGUCUCAAGUACAAAUUCCAGGGCAAGAAUUUUGAGAAUAAGGUGACAUUUUCUCUGCAGCCCAAGUUUGAAGUCAACCUCACUGUUCACCGGCUUGGUGCGAAGUCCUUUUUCCAGAUCAAAGACAUGGGCUUCAAUGAUACCCCAGCUAAGGAUAAGAAGGACAUCCUGCAGAUGAGCAUGGAGAGUGGCGUCCUAAGCUCCCACACAUCUUUCAUUGCUAUCAACAAGGAUACCAACAGGGCAGUGCAGGGGCCCCUGGUUCGCAGGGACAUCCCGAGGCCAAUGCUGUUGGCAGCCACUGAUUCGAACAUGCACAGUACUAAAAACAGAGUAAAUUCCCAAGAUUUUUGGAGUGGUUCACAGAAAAAAGACUUGGCUUUCAAAAACACCUCUCACAAGAAGGCAAAGGCCCAUUCUCCUGCGGACAAAAGCAAGUUGGACACUCACCAUUCAGACUUUGGAGAGACUCAACUAGUGCAGCUCAUCUCCUUACAGAGGGCAGACGGAUCCUGGAAUCUGAAUGAGGGUCUAGCCAUUGUCCUGGAAAGGAGCUUGUCUGACAUAGAGGCUGCCCUGACUAUCAAGGAGGUGGAUUCCUCCAGCUGGGCCACCGUGCUGGCAGUGCUCUGGCUGCAUACCAACCACAGGGACAUGAAGUGUGAAUGGGAGCUUCUAGAAAGGAAGGCUGUGACCUGGAUUCACACCCUAGAAGACUCCAUCGUGCAAGAGCUUGUGGGAGCUGCCAUAGCCUUCCUGGAGUCCUCAGUGGAACCUGACAUCUUUGAGCUCUGAGGGUGACAUCAGAGCAAACGAGUGCCUCUACUCUGCUGCUGGCCCUUCUCCACUGUGAUGUGUGUGAUCUCUGCUCUCAGUUCCUCAUCCUACAUGCUAAGGCUGUUCACUCACUCUGCCUGAAAACCAGGGGAUAGGGACUCCAGAGUAAGAGAAUUCCCUGUGCUAUGUGUCUCUGUUCACUUUUGGUAAGCUAAACAAUUUGCUAUUCUUACCUAGAUUAUAUUACCUAGGUCAAUAUAAUCUUAAAGAGAGAUCCCAGGCCCUUCUUCAUGGCUUCUGUUUGGGAAGCUUUGCUCAAGCUGCUCAUGAUUACAUGUGAUGUGUGUGCUUAAAUACCCUGUCCCAGUAGAAAUGACAUGAUCUGUCUCUAAAACCCCCACUUAUUAAAGUGAUUGCCUCCACCCUGC